Messenger RNA from Ictalurus punctatus (channel catfish), 1743 nucleotides. RefSeq names its product cell division cycle associated 3 (gene cdca3). The record is from RefSeq and is a predicted model, not a curated record. NCBI's taxonomy places the organism in Eukaryota, Metazoa, Chordata, Actinopteri, Siluriformes, Ictaluridae. The transcript is spliced from 7 exons. Bases 185 to 1531 code for a protein of 448 amino acids.
CCGUGGCUGUUUGUAUGAGCAGUGUAGCUGGGUUUAGUGAAGCAGCGGAACGUUUUAGUCUUUCGGUUUUUUUUUUAUCAUUUAUAUUAGGAGGUUUUUAAAAAUAAAAAUUAGAGGUAUACUGAGGAAAGCGGUUACCGAAUCAAUAAGUGACUGUAGAGAACACUACUUGCAGAAGUUGAGCAUGGGUACCAGUGAGAGCAAGAUGGCUGUGGCAUCAACGCCUAAGCCGGAUCCGAUCCAGCAGCUCAAGACUCGACGCUUGGCCCAGCUGGCAGAUCCUCGAUCUCCGUCCUGCGGGAUCGACCGCACGCCUAUACAGGUGAAUGGUGCAGCUUCUACAGUCCAACAAGUUCCAGAGUCAGUUGGACCCGUGUAUGUUGAUCCACGGUCGCCUACGGUCGGUAUUGUUCGCACACCACUAAAGGACAGUAUGAAAAUAACGGUCAGCUCACUGGCUCGUCGGCUGAGCACGUUCUUCCUUAAUGAUGUGAUGGUUGGUGACACUACCUCCGCUCCUCUCCCCCCUGUGUCCUUUACUAAACACCACACCCUGCCUAGUGUAGAGCAGCAGGAUGAGUUGAACUCCAAAGAGCCCCUCCUCCCACCUCAUUCCCACAACUCUCUCAGUGGGCCCACUGACUGCCCGUCUACUCCUAAAGAUUUCAGCUCCUGCAUGGGUUACGGCUCCUUCUCCAGUAGUCCGUUUGUAGUGGUUGGUGAGACUCAGGUGGAGGUUGGGGUGGAAGCAGACACCACUAUUGACGAGGUUGAGGAGGCUGUCCUACUGGGUGAGUCUCCCCUUAAUCGGGAGCUCAGCCUCAGCAUGCUUGGCUGCCGCGAGGGUGUUUACUCACCAGAUUUCUUCCCCUCGGCAGAGGAGCGUCCUUCCACUCCUGUUCCUCCUUUGGAGGACGGGCGAGAUGUGGAUCACUCCUAUGCACGGCCUGUCCUCACCUGUGAGCCUGUUCAGCCUGCUCCUGUUCCUGUCCAAGAAGCCAUCAUGCCACCAAGGACUGCUGACAGGCCACAGUCACCUGAGCAGGAGAGUGUCGCAGAAGAAAUCGCUAUACUGCCAGAGCAAGAUCUGAAACGGACCAAGAAGUCAAAUUCUGAACCAGCCGAGAGUGAAGUCCUACUGCCUGCUAUAAAAGUCCCCAAGUUUGAUACUCGCAGCCCGAGCCAGACUGUUUUUAAGCCCCAGUGGCUGGGUGUGGGAUUUGGAGCGACAGGCGUCCGUGCUAGAGGAGUUCAGAGCCGUGGGAGAGGACCCUCCUCCCCGCUGUCCACCUGCAGACCAGUUACUGAUGAGAACAAGAAUGAGAAUAAGGUUGUGAUCAACAAACAGAAGCAGAGAGGAAAAACUCUUAUUGGUGAAGGCAGAUCCCCUCUGCAGAUCCUCAAGGAAACCAAUUCCCCCAGAAACAACACUUCACAGAUGAAGCUGAAGGUUUCUACUCCAGAGAAGCAGAGGUUUGGCCAAAUGGACAGGAGAGCUCUCGUUCUUUCUCUCAACAAAGAGAACCAGUGAAGGCCAGAAUAAUGGACUGGAUGACAUUUCUCAACAAACACUCUGUAUAUAGAACCCAGUUUCUCACUCGGAGCAGCUGUACAAUGAUUUUAUGAGCUUUAUGUGUGUGUGUGUGCCAUUUGUGGCUGUAAUUUUACAUUCCUUUUUCUUCUGUCUUGUCAAUGUCUUAAUUUUUCCCCCUCAAAAAUUGUAAAUAAACUCAAUUAUUUUAA